GCGCCAAGAGGCCAGGGGUCUCUGGAUCAGCAUGAUGAAGACGCUGGGUAUUUUGGUUGCUUCUGCCCUGUUCCUGGGGUCCGCCUCGGCCGCCACUCUUGGAGUGGUGUACACUGAGGGAGGCAUGGUACAGGGGAAGAAGGUCAAUUCUGAUGGACUCUUCCGCACCAUGGACGUCUUCAAAGGAAUCCCCUACGCUGACAAGCCCGGCAUUUUUGAGAAGCCCAAGCGUCACCCUGGAUGGGAUGGUGUUCUUAAGGCUACUGAGUUCAAGCCGAGGUGCAUGCAGCUGAACCUGCUCCAGUCUGACACCCGAGGCCAAGUGGACUGCCUUUUCCUGAACAUCUGGGUCCCUCAGGGCCUCAGCGUUUCCACUGGUCUGCCAGUCAUGGUUUGGAUCUUUGGAGGUGGUUACCUGGUUGGAGGCUCUAUGGGCGCUAACUUCCUGGAUAACUAUCUGUAUGAUGGGGAGGAGAUUGCAAACAGGGGCAACGUCAUCGUGGUGACUCUGGGUUACCGUGUGGGCACCCUGGGCUUCCUCAGCUCUGGAGAUGCCAGCGGACCUGGUAACUAUGGUUUGUGGGACCAGCAUGCUGCCAUUGCCUGGGUGAACAGGAACAUCCGCGCCUUCGGAGGAGACCCCAACAACAUCACCGUCUUCGGAGAGUCUGCCGGCGCUGCUAGCGUCAGCUUCCAGACGCUCUCUCCCCAUAACAAAGGGCUGAUCCGCAGGGCCAUCUCCCAGAGUGGCGUUGCUCUCUGCCCCUGGGGCAUCAACAAGAACCCCCGUACCUUUGCAGAGAUGGUUGCUGAGAAGGUGGGCUGCCCCAUUGAUGAUCAGAUGAUGGCCUGCCUGAAGCUCAUUGACGCUAAGGAGCUCACCCUUGCCGGUACCCUGUCCCUGAGUGGUUCUCCCUCCACCCCCAUAGUGGACAACUUGGCCCUCUCCCCUGUGAUCGAUGGGGACUUCCUGCCUGAUCACCCAGGCAACCUGUUCCACAACGCUGCUGACAUUGACUACCUUGCAGGGGUCAACAGCAUGGAUGCCCACCUAUUCACUGGCUUGGAUGUACCCGCCGUCAACAAGCCAAUCGAGAGCGUCCCUCUGUCAGAUAUGAAACUGCUCCUGGGUGCUUUGACUAAGAAGGGAGAGGCCGCUAUCAACAGCGCUUUCACAGAGUACACGGCAGACUGGGGAGAUAAGCCCAGCCAGGAGGCCAUCAAGAAGGCUGUUGUUAUGAUCGAGACUGACUUCAUCUUCCUGGUUCCUACCCAGGUUGCUCUCUAUCUGCACGCCUCCAAAGCCCAAUCUGCACGCACCUACUCCUACCUGUUCUCAGAGCCCAGCCGCAUGUCAGGGAUAGUCCUACCUUUCCCCAGCUGGAUGGAGGCUGACCACGCUGAUGACCUGCAGUUUGUGUUCGGCAAGCCCUUCAGCACGCCCCUGGCAUACUGGCCCAAGCACCGCAACGUCUCCAAAUACUUUAUCGCCUACUGGACCAACUUCGCCAGGACCGGAGACCCCAACAAGGGGGAGUCCAAUGUGCCUGUGACCUGGCCUGCAUACACCACCUCUGGGCAAAAAUACCUGGAGAUCAACGCCAACAUGAACAGGAACUCCGUCCAUGAGAAGAUGAGGAUGCGCUUUGUGAACUGGUGGUCUAACACCUUACCCAGCCUUCCCUCCGUCUGAGGUAGCUCUGAGGUAGCUCUCACUAAGCACAGGCUCCCCGAUGCAUAAUUGACAUCAUGCUACAUUCACAGCUAUACAAAUUGGUUGUGUUAUGUCACAAAUAAAUGCAAGGCUACUAGUACCACCAGAUGGAUUUCUGAUUGUAACCAUUUUUUCUUCAUAAGUAAAUGAAUGCAAUUAAGACGUCCACC
This is a messenger RNA of Coregonus clupeaformis (lake whitefish), 1884 nucleotides long. RefSeq names its product bile salt-activated lipase-like. Gene Ontology annotation, molecular function: sterol ester esterase activity; triacylglycerol lipase activity; neurexin family protein binding. Gene Ontology annotation, cellular component: postsynaptic specialization membrane; cell surface; synapse. The transcript is spliced from 12 exons. NCBI's taxonomy places the organism in Eukaryota, Metazoa, Chordata, Actinopteri, Salmoniformes, Salmonidae. The coding region runs from base 32 to 1693 and encodes 553 amino acids. The record is from RefSeq and is a predicted model, not a curated record. Gene Ontology annotation, biological process: presynaptic membrane assembly; synaptic vesicle endocytosis; neuron cell-cell adhesion.